This is a messenger RNA of Melozone crissalis (California towhee), 2269 nucleotides long. RefSeq names its product collagen type IX alpha 3 chain (gene COL9A3). Lineage: Eukaryota; Metazoa; Chordata; Aves; Passeriformes; Passerellidae. The coding region runs from base 1 to 1959 and encodes 652 amino acids. The transcript has 31 exons. The record is from RefSeq and is a predicted model, not a curated record.
AUGGCUGCAAUCUCUGCUCUUGGGCUCCUGUCCCUGUGUCAGCUCUUGGCCACAGCAUCAGCUCAGGGAGAGCCAGGCCCUCCUGGUUUGCCAGGCCCACCAGGGCCAAAAGGGGCACCAGGGAAGCCUGGAGCUGCAGGUGAAGCUGGAUUGCCCGGCCUUCCUGGAGUGGAUGGUUUAACAGGAACUGAUGGCCCACCUGGCCCGAAUGGGCCUCCAGGAGACCGUGGUGCACUGGGACCUGCUGGGCCACCUGGACCUGCUGGCAAAGGACUACCAGGACCUCCAGGGCCUCCAGGACCCAGUGGGCUCCCAGGGGGACACGGAUUUCGGGGCCCUUCUGGACCUUUUGGUCUGCCAGGAUUCCCAGGGCCUCCUGGACCACCCGGGCCUCCUGGUCUUCCAGGUGCCCUUCCUGACGGCGGCGGGGACCUUCAGUGCCCAGCUCUGUGCCCACCAGGUCCCCCAGGCCCCCCUGGAAUGCCAGGCUUCAAGGGACACACUGGUCACAAAGGGGAGCCUGGUGAAGUAGGAAAACAAGGAGAAAAGGGUAACCCUGGCCCUCCCGGCCCUCCAGGGAUUCCCGGCGGUGUUGGCCUGCAGGGCCCAAGAGGACUGAGAGGCCUCCCUGGCCCAAUGGGUCCAGCUGGCGACAGAGGUGACAUUGGAUUCAGGGGCCCACCUGGCAUCCCAGGACCUCCAGGCAGAGCUGGAGACCAAGGGAGCAAAGGACCUCAGGGGUUCCGGGGGCCCAAAGGAGACACUGGUAAACCUGGACCAAAAGGAAACCCAGGGGCUCGUGGGCUCAUAGGAGAACCUGGGAUGCCUGGCAAGGACGGGCGGGAUGGAGCUCCUGGACUCGAUGGUGAGAAGGGUGACGCAGCUCCCAUGGGUGCUCCUGGAGAGAAGGGGCCAAAUGGACUUCCCGGUCUGCCUGGAAGAGCAGGUAUUAAAGGCUCAAAGGGUGAACCAGGCAGCCCUGGCGAGAUGGGAGAGGCAGGUCCCUCUGGAGAGCCAGGCAUCCCUGGCGAUGUUGGCAUCCCUGGUGACAGAGGUCUGUCAGGACCCAGAGGAGCAACUGGACCACUUGGCCUCCAAGGCCCCAUAGGAGCCCGAGGUGUCCGAGGCUUCCAGGGCCCCAAAGGUGCCAGCGGUGAGCCCGGCCUGCCAGGCCCGACUGGGAUCCGUGGAGAGACAGGAGACAGGGGUCCUCUCGGUGCUCCUGGUCCCAAGGGGAACCAGGGCAUUGCUGGAGCUGAUGGCCUCCCAGGUGACAAAGGAGAGCUGGGUCCCUUUGGACCUCCUGGCCAAAAAGGAGAGCCAGGAAAAAGAGGAGAACUUGGUCCAAAAGGUGUCCAAGGACCGAAUGGGACAGCUGGAGCACCAGGGAUCCCAGGACAUCCAGGACCCAUGGGUCACCAGGGGGAGAGGGGUGUCCCUGGCAUCACAGGCAAACCUGGACCUCCUGGCAAAGAGGCCAGUGAACAACAUAUCAGAGAACUCUGUGGGGAAAUGAUAAAUGAGCAAAUUGCACUGCUGGCUGCUAACCUGAGGAAGCCCCUGGCUCCUGGGAUGACGGGACGGCCGGGCCCCGCCGGGCCCCCGGGCCCCCCUGGCAGCACGGGCAGCGUGGGGCACCCUGGGCCUCGCGGGCCCCCUGGCUACAGAGGGCCAACAGGAGAGCUUGGCGACCCCGGACCCAGAGGUGACCCUGGUGAAAAGGGAGACAAGGGACCUGUGGGCCAAGGGAUCGAUGGGCCUGAUGGUGACCAAGGGCUGCAGGGACCACCUGGUGUGCCUGGAAUUACUAAAAACGGCCGUGAUGGUGCUCAGGGUGAACCGGGGCUGCCAGGGGAUCCUGGGACUCCUGGCACUGUUGGGGCUCAGGGAACUCCAGGAAUUUGUGACACGUCGGCUUGCAUGGGAGCUGUUGCAGCAUCAACUUCCAAAAAAUCAUAAACCAACAGUACAAGAAGUGAAGAAGUGACUGAAUAUUUAAAUAAACAGUGCAUUGUAAGAAAACAGAAUCCUUCUAGUGCUAAAAGGACAGAUGCUCCUUCUAUUCUAUUAAGUGGAGACUUUGACACAGUUCUAUGAAAAAGAAAGCAUCAGAUGAAAACUUUAAUUAAAGAUGCUUUAUGACUAUCUUUUCCUCCCCCCAAUUAUUUCCCAGAAUUUUUACUGCUAAACAACCUCACCUUUCCUUCCUCCCUUUGCUCAAGAGACCUGCAAGAGGAAGCAUUGCUCCUUUUUACCAUCACCCCCCCUG